This is a messenger RNA of Tachyglossus aculeatus (Australian echidna), 6127 nucleotides long. RefSeq names its product peroxisomal biogenesis factor 5 like (gene PEX5L). The record is from RefSeq and is a predicted model, not a curated record. Gene Ontology annotation, biological process: protein import into peroxisome matrix, docking. The coding region runs from base 748 to 2805 and encodes 685 amino acids. The transcript is spliced from 16 exons. Gene Ontology annotation, molecular function: protein binding. NCBI's taxonomy places the organism in Eukaryota, Metazoa, Chordata, Mammalia, Monotremata, Tachyglossidae. Gene Ontology annotation, cellular component: peroxisomal membrane; cytosol.
GUGGUUAACUAGGAUGACCCAUUUUUUUUCUUUUCUUAUUUUAGAAAGUUAUAAUGGAGACACAUGGGUCGGAAGAAAAGAUGGGUAGGAUUCGGAAGGAGUGUCAAGAGUAAAAUGCCAAUUAGGGGGAAAUUUGCUUUGGAAAACUGCCUACUUCCAUUUUGAAAACUUAUUUACCUCACUGAUGUUAUCUUGGAAUUGCAGUUCAUAGAUCUUUCUUUCUCUGAUGGUAUUUAUUAGCCUAUUUGUUCAAAAAAAUAUUGAAAAUGGAAAGUUAUAUGCUUUGGGCAGGGUAAUAGUUCUGAUAACUCUGAAACUCAAGGGGGUAGAAAUAAAACAUUAACUAUUCGCUGCCUAAACAUUACUAUCUAACUGAACUGCAUGACUGAAAGAAAAUGCAAAGAAUGAGUGUCCGUUACGAGUUCACAAGGGACUGCUCAGCUAUUUCAGAAUAAAACAGGAUCUGCCGGGAAUUGAGAAAGGAAGCCAAUAAGAGUAUCCUGAGAAAAGUUAAGAUUAGGAAAAAUAAAGGACUGUGAAAAACCUGAGAAAUUGUUAUUUACCACUAAUUUAAGAAAAAUGAAUAGCACUUGUGCUGGUGAACACAAAUGCAAGAUCAACAAAAGACAAAUUGAAUUUUAGCCAGACAUGAGGACUAAAUAACAAAAACCUCUUAUCCCUGAAUAAUUAAUGGUGGGAAAUAGGCCUGUGAGUAAUGAACAGAGACUAGAUCAAUGAUGAUUCAAAAUGACUGAACUAUUGAACUGCUUUUUAAAAUUAUUCUUUCACAAGAAAUGUACAGAAAAAGGAUAUGGGAAACUAAGCAGUGAUGAAGACCUCGAUAUAAUUGUUGAUCAGAAUCAGGUAGUAGGUGUAACCUUGAAGAAAAAGUGGCACUGUCUUCAAAAAAGUGACCUGACUCUGGCUUUGGGAAAAGGCUCUAGGGCGGCAGAUAAGGCUGUUGCCAUGGUGAUGAAGGAGAUACCGAGGGAGGAGUCUGCUGAAGAAAAGCCCCUCCUUACUAUGGCAUCACAGAUCUUCAGAUUUGGUGCUCUCCCCUCCUUCUCUCACAGAUCACUGGUGGCCCAGGCUCCUUUCUCCAGAUUGGUGAAUGAACAACAAGAAAGCAGACCCCUUCUGAGCCCUUCAAUCGAUGACUUUCUCUGUGAAACGAAAUCGGAAGCAAUAGCGAGGCCUGUAACGUCAAAUACCGCAGUGCUGUCAACAGGUUUAGACCUCUUGGACCUGAGUGAAGCUGUUUUACAAACCCAAAACAAAACAAAGAAGUUAGAGACUACUUCCAGAGGUGAAAGCUCAAAGGCUUCAACCCACAAGAAGAAGGUGGAUGGGUCAGACCUGAUCAGUGUAGAAGCUGAGCAGAGAGGACAGGCUGUGAGAGUCCCUGAGACAGCAACACUCGAUUUAGUUGAUAUCCAGACACAGUUGGAGAAAUGGGAUGAGGUGAAGUUUCAUGGAGACCGGAACAGCAAGGGCCAACCUGUGGUGGAAAAAAAGCCAUCAUCAUCCAGCACUGGCUCAAAAGAGAUUUUAUGGUCCUCAGAAAACAGAUCUCAGCUGGAAAUGGCCAGUGGAAGGGGGGCUCUGAAUUCGGAAUCAACUUCAGAACUGGAAUUAGCAACUCCAACCCAGGCACGACUGACCAAAGAGCAUCGCUGGGGAAGUGCGUUACUCUCUAGAAACCACUCCUUAGAAGAGGAAUUUGAAAGGGCCAAAGCAGCAGUGGAGUCAGACACAGAAUUCUGGGAUAAGAUGCAGGCUGAGUGGGAAGAAAUGGCUCGGAGGAACUGGAUAUCUGAGAACCAAGAAGCCCAGAAUCAAGUUACUAUUUCUGCUACUGAGAAGGGUUAUUAUUUUCACACUGAAAAUCCUUUCAAAGACUGGCCUGGUGCUUUUGAAGAAGGGCUGAAAAGAUUGAAGGAAGGGGACCUUCCCGUAACUAUAUUAUUCAUGGAAGCAGCCAUUCUUCAAGAUCCCAGUGAUGCUGAGGCCUGGCAGUUUCUUGGUAUAACCCAGGCAGAGAAUGAAAAUGAGCAAGCAGCUAUCGUCGCCCUCCAGAGGUGCUUGGAAUUACAACCCAACAACUUGAAAGCAUUGAUGGCCUUGUCAGUGAGUUAUACGAAUACGGGCCAUCAACAGGAUGCUUGUGAAGUCCUGAAGAACUGGAUUCGGCAAAACCCAAAGUAUAAAUACUUAGUGAAAAACAAGAAGGGAUCUCCAGGACUUACUCGGAGAAUGUCUAAGUCGCCAGUUGAUAGUUCCGUCCUGGAAGGAGUAAAGGAGCUGUAUCUAGAGGCUGCACACCAGAACGGGGAGACGAUAGACCCCGAUUUACAGACGGGACUUGGGGUGCUGUUCCACCUGAGUGGAGAAUUUAAUAGAGCGAUAGAUGCGUUUAAUGCUGCCUUAACUGUUCGACCAGAGGACUAUUCCUUGUGGAACCGCCUUGGAGCAACUUUGGCAAACGGAGACCGCAGUGAAGAAGCGGUCGAAGCCUACACAAGAGCUCUAGAAAUCCAGCCCGGCUUUAUUCGUUCCAGAUACAAUUUGGGAAUAAGUUGCAUCAACCUAGGAGCUUACAGAGAGGCAGUCAGCAACUUUCUCACAGCUCUCAGUUUGCAAAGAAAGAGCCGGAACCAACAGCAAGUCCCCCAUCCUGCAAUUUCUGGCAACAUCUGGGCGGCUCUCAGGAUUGCCCUCUCAAUGAUGGACCAACCUGAACUCUCUCAGGCAGCUAAUCUGGGUGACCUGGAUGUCCUAUUAAAAGCUUUCGACCUGGACCCGUGAAAGAAAAUGCAAAACUCUCCUCCAAAACGUACCGGGAAAUGCAAAACUAUUUUAGUACGGAUUUCAAAGGGAUAAAAACGUCACUCAAAGUUACCAAGCUCAUGCCUCACAAGGAAACCCCAACCAAUGCUGCCCAAUUUCUGUAAAAGUUCAAAAGCACAAAAAACUGUAUAUAGCAUCGUUUGAACUCCAAACAAAAAUAGAAAAGAAUGAGGCAAACCAAGAUGAAACAACCGGAUUGGAACACUCUUCAUGCAAUAUGUUUCUAAAUUAGUAGGGUGGAUUUCUUUUUUUUUUUUUUUUGCACUUGGUUACAGCUGACAACUCUUUUAAUGGAAACUGUCUUCUAUUUCAUAAAGCAAGCGGUGAACGCACUGCCCCAGUACAUGGUGGAAUACGGACUUCGGUUAUAUUCAAUCUCUAGUUCCUUACUUCUUCUACAAAUUGUGGUUUAGCUCGGGUCAUUGGUGCAUGCACAGUACAUAUUAUUAGUUCUUUAAUAAGAGGGGUUCAGCUUGGAAUUUGCUUAACAAAUUCUUAACAUGGCUGUAGAUGUUUUAUUUCAGUGUGAGCUUUGCAGGCAAAAGCAGCUAUUUGCACUACAAGUUUUGCAGUUCACAACCCCAAAUUCUCUGUGACUGUACAUAUGCACUUUAAUAGUUUAUCAUUUAUGCACUUCUGGGGUACUGUUUCUCCAAUUUUUAAGCAUUGUAAGAAAGAGGUAAGGAGACAGCCACUUUGGCUCAAUGGACCAAAUACAAAUUCUUGAAAAUAGUUUUCCGUAGUGUAGGAUUUGGUGAGGGGCAUCUUUUUCCUAAAGCUAACAUGGCAGAAAGCAUAACCUCAAAUCUAGAUUCUUCUUCUUUGUAUAACCUCAAUAUUAAUAAAGCCUGGAUGAAGCUAAGUGAAGAGGGUUUCGUUCCUUCAAGGAUUAAACUGGAGGGAAGCCUAGUAAUUAGUGCUAAUUUCACCAUUACUCAUCUAAAUAAUUGCUGAUCUGCUGUGUUGCAUUGUCCAUCUGACUUAGGCAGUUGACCCUCUAUGUAAGAGAAUUUUAAGUUCACUGCUAAGAUGUUAAAUAUUUUUCUUAAAUCAUGACAAAGACAUUUUUAUUCAAAACAAGUUGGCAGGUCUAUUCCAGGGUAGACAUUUUGCCAGUCUCUCUAGUGUAAAUGAAACUGAACUAUGGGUUCACAACAGUUUUUCCAAAUGUACGUUAUUCUAGUGUUUUGGUGUCAUGAUUUGAGGAUUCUGUACAACUGGCCCUUAUCCUGACGUACAGUGUAAGUGCUGUUCAAUACAUUGCUUGCUGAAAAUUUUGACCUCACUGGAGGAGGGGAUUUCAUUUAAUCAAGAAAACCUUUUAGUUUGUGUGUUAGAGACUAAAGUGGAUGAACUGGAAACUGCUUUCUGAAAGCAACUUUCUUGUGACACUUUGUCUACGGGAGGGUAUUAUUUCCCCAUUAUCUCCCUUCCUCUGUUUCCUAAGUGGCAUUUUUAGUUGUGCCUUAUUCCGAAUCUUGGUUUCAGAGCUGUUGAAAAGGGACAAGUGUUUGGGAUAAGGACACUUAUAGGAAAAUUAGCUCUGGAGUUCAGAACUUCGUGCAUCGGUAGUGAGAAAAUGAACCCAAUCAAGAAUCAUUACUGCUGAGCUACACGGUGAGUAGGUGGUUAGGAGUUUUGAUGUGAGUAUGAAACUCUGGAUCUUAGAAGCAGCUGAAACCAUUUUACUUGGGAAGAUGACCGAGGCAGGUGCACAUAUAUUCAUAUUUCAAAGUCUGUUUCAUUGGACGUCAUAAACCCUAUAAUCCCAGAGAUGAUCCUCUCCCACUCAAACUGAGCAAUUACCAUUUUGCAUAGUAGUGACUCGAAUCUUUCCCUCUAUUCAUAAAAGCAAAGUAAAGUAAGACUGGAAGUGACUCAAGAGGUUUAGCACCUUCUCGUGUCUCUUGAGAGGGCCGGAUAGAGCCGUUCAGAGGAGGAAAUACCAUAACUUGACUUAAUAGCUCAUUCCUGCACUUCUAGUAGAUCAUUGCAAAGUUUAUAAUAGAUCUUUCCAGAGUUUAACAGCCUUCAAGGUCAGAAAAUUAUUUCUCCUGUCAAACCUAUCCCCACUCUCCCUUGCAGUUUAAGCCCCUGUCACCGGAACUUAAAACGUUGUAGGUUUAAACAUCUCUUUUCCAGUUGCUAGAGCAGACAUCAAAUUCCGUGACUUGAAACAUAAUCGAAAGUCUUAUUACAAUGUUUACUCAGCCUUGCAGAGAGCCACGUGCCUGGAACCAGUACCUAUGUAGGGCAGGCCAAAGACGGAGUGUUGAUAUAUUUUCAUUUUGGCUUUUGCAGUAGAGCAUUUCUGCAGUCUAGUAAAUUUCUUUUGCACCAGGCUACAAGACUCCAAAGCAGUGAAGAUAUUUCAUAAACCUUUGAUUGCAGUUCAAUGAUCUAUUUCCACCAGUUGGUUACCUGAUAGCAAUUUAUCCUCGAUCUCUUAUAUGUGCCUAAUGUCCAUAGAAUUCAAUACUGGGGAUAAGGCUUUAGAGCACCGUGCCUGUUAUUUUGCCCCAAAUUGUCACCCUUGUGGAGGAGUACUUUCAAAUAUAGUGUUUACAGAAUUUAAAGCAUUACCAAAAAUAAAUAAGAACUUUAAGGUAGGCUUAAUUUUUAUAUGGAAACCUUUCUUUUUUAGGCAGAAAAUGUCUCCGCUCCUAAUCUGCUGUAGAUGAGUACGUUAUCAUUUUAUUUCCUUUUUUCCUUAAAGAACCCAGCAAGUCCUUUCUUCCCUCCCCUCCAAUAGCUGGGUCUGUUGUCAUUCUGGAAAGAUGGCAGGGCACCUUAUUUGGCACUUAGUCCUUGUAUUCUAAGCAUAAAUGGGGAACAACAAACACAAGGGCUAUUAUUUGAAGGCAUUGCUAUAGUGCUUGUGGGACAUUCAGUUGUUCCCAUAUUACAAGGUGCUGAAUCCUCCAGGAAUGUGGAUUACAAUUAUUUAGUAACACAUGCAUUAGCUGGCUCCAACUGUUCUACAGCCCAUAGUUCACUGUAGUAACAAUAAUCGGUGGCGAUGAAGAGAAGGGAUUAGCGGAAACUGGCUAUUUUGGGGGGGCGAUGGGUAAUCUUUUUUUUCACCCCCCUCAUUGUGCAGAGCAGAUCACAGACCAUACUUUACCUUCACUUGGAGCCGGGUUCUGCUAUCAAGGGUAGAUGAUGGGCCAGAUUGAAGGGAAAGGUGUGAACCAUGCCGAAAUGUCAUCAGUUCAUCAUUCGAACUUAUUUUAGAUGGCCAUACCUAGUGAGAUGUCCAUUCCCAGAAGCAUCUUGGCCA